CCUAAGGCAUAAAGAUUCCGACAUUGUCACUUUACAGUGAUCAACUCCAUUUUUGUGCUUCCGCAUUCUACAAGGACUCUGCAACGUCAAGACUUAUUUAUCAUCGAUAAGUCUAGCAAGAUGCUAUUCUUCAGGUGUGUGCGAUUCCAUAACAAGUUAUCCGGCCACAGCAGCUAACGAAUAUCCUCUACAAAUAGCUUCUUCAAGACCUUGGUGGAUUCUGAAGUUACGGUCGAGCUUAAGAACGAUAUUCAAAUCAAAGGCAUACUAAAAUCGGUCGAUCAAUACCUGAAUAUCAAGCUGGAUGACAUACAAGUAGUGGAGGAGCUGAAAUAUCCACAUCUGGUCAGUAGUUCAGAUUGUGCGGAAGCAAUGCACUGGAAUGCGAUGGACUAGAUAUUUCGAAUAUUUGUGGUACUGAUAAUGCGCGCAUAGUCAUCGGUCAAGAAUGUUUUCAUAAGAGGAAGUGUCGUUAGAUACGUACAUCUUCCUGGUGGCGCGGUUGAUACAACACUUUUGGAAGAUGGUGGGUCCUUCACAAAGUGGCAGCACACUGCAUACAUAGGCUAAUUAUCAUUAUAGCUACAAGGAGAGAGGCUGCACAGCAGGCGUCGAAAGGAAAAUGAAGGCAUAAACUCAAACCUGAAGAUAGUAAUUAGGAUGAUACACUCCUUCACGAAGGAUAUACUUUAUGGAUAACAGUGGAGGGAAUGGGCAUGAAGAACAGCAGAGGGCACCGCAAUAGUCCACCGACACUUAAGUUAUGGAGGCUUUAUGGGAAGCCAAUACGGGAAACAAAUUUGGCAAUUCGUGGCCAUGAAUUGCCAUAAAGUGUAUGAAAAAAAAAUCCAAAAUCCAAAAUCUGCCCCAAAUGUUCG
Messenger RNA from Sclerotinia trifoliorum, 878 nucleotides. The record is from the annotation of a GenBank genome assembly. NCBI's taxonomy places the organism in Eukaryota, Fungi, Ascomycota, Leotiomycetes, Helotiales, Sclerotiniaceae.